AUGGAUCAUAAUGAUAGGGAGUGGGAUGAUCAUGAGUUUACUACGGAUGCCUGCAUUUUAGGCGCGGUGGUAGCAAUUAGUGAGCUAACAUAUUUUGUGCCUCGUCAAAAAUGUUGGACAUCUACGUUGUCUGGUCAUAAAUGGAUAUCAGAUUUAAUUCGAGGUAAUCAAAUCAAAUCUUUGUCUAUUUUGAGGAUGGAAAAACGUGUUUUCAUUGAUUUGUGCAAUGAUUUGUGCAAUGAAUUGUCAACAAAAUAUGGGUUAGUGGCAACACGUGAAGUUGGAUUGAGAGAGAUGGUUGGUAUUUUCAUAUAUAUUGUUGCACAAGGGGUUAGUACUAGAGUAGUGCAGGAUCGGUUUCAACAUUCUGGUGAAACAAUUCAUCGUCAAUUUCACAAAGUGAUGGAUAGCAUUAUAAGAAUGUCCAAGGAUAUUAUUAGGCUGAGAGAUCCUGAGUUUAACGUGACUCCCCAUCAAAUCACUGAAAAUGAUAAGUUUAAUCCAUUUUUCAAUGAUUGCAUUGGGGCAAUUGAUGGUACACACAUAGCUGCAGUUGUGCCUCCUGACCAACGUACUCCAUACAUCGGGAAGAAAGGAGUGACGACUCAGAAUGUGAUGACAGUAUGUGAUUUCGACAUGUUAUUCACAUUUGUUUGUGGUGGAUGGGAAGGGUCAGCGUAUGAUUCUCGAAUAUUCAAUAAAGUCUUAUCAGAUGUACAUAGCAAUUUUCCUCACCCUUCUACAGGGAAAUACUAUUUAGUUGAUGCCGGAUAUGCACAUCAGAGGGGAUAUCUUGGGCCUUAUAAAGGUGUUAUUGAGCGUACUUUCGGAGUAUUAAAGAAGAAAUGGUUGAUCCUAACUCGGAUGCCGUCAUAUAAAUUUCCUACUCAAGUAAAGAUUGUUGUUGCGUGCAUGGCCUUGCACAAUUUCAUUCGAAGGCACGCUAUUGAAGAUGAAGAUUUUAUCGCAUAUGGUGACGAAUCUGUGGUUAUUGGAAAUGACAACGACUUUGGUACUUCGGUGGACGUUUGGGAGCCUUCACAUUUAAAUGAAGAUUUAGAGAUGACCACUUUACAUGAUAUGAUUGCUGCGGAGUUAUAUGAUUUAUAG
Molecule: messenger RNA, 1110 nt
Organism: Tripterygium wilfordii
Lineage: Eukaryota; Viridiplantae; Streptophyta; Magnoliopsida; Celastrales; Celastraceae
Exons: 3
Coding region: 1-1110 (369 amino acids)
Source: RefSeq, a predicted model, not a curated record